Messenger RNA from Erythranthe guttata (spotted monkey flower), 1857 nucleotides. Its product is annotated as trimethyltridecatetraene synthase. The record is from RefSeq and is a predicted model, not a curated record. Gene Ontology annotation, molecular function: iron ion binding; oxidoreductase activity, acting on paired donors, with incorporation or reduction of molecular oxygen; monooxygenase activity. Lineage: Eukaryota; Viridiplantae; Streptophyta; Magnoliopsida; Lamiales; Phrymaceae.
AUAUUAUAAUUAAUCAACACAUAUUUUUUAAUUUUUCAUAAUUUAAUUUCAACUAUAAAUAUCCCUCAAAUUCCACCACUCCAAACACGCCCUAAUCACUCAUCAAAUACAUUUCACUAAAAAAAACCAGACAAGAAGUAAUGGAAACUCAAAUUUGGUCCACUUGUGGACUUCUACUUUUACUAACCAUUCUCACCUCACAUUUUCUGGCCAAACUUUUCCGGCGACCCAAGAAUCUCCGGCUGCCACCCGGCCCAAAACCCUGGCCGGUGAUCGGAAACCUAAACCUCAUCGGCGAACUCCCCCACCGCUCCCUCCACCACCUCUCCCAAAAAUACGGGCCCCUCAUGCAUCUCCGGUUCGGGUCGUGUCCCAUCGUGGUGGGCUCCUCCGUCGACACGGCGAAAAUCUUCCUGAAAACGAUGGACGCCACCUUCGCUUCGCGGCCCAAAACCGCCGCCGGAAAGUACACAACCUACAACUACUCCGACAUCACGUGGUCCCCGUACGGCCCGUACUGGAGGCAGGCCCGAAAAAUGUGCCUGAUGGAGCUCUUCAGCGCGAAGAGGCUCGAAUCGUACGAGUACAUUCGAUUGGAGGAGAUGAAUUCUCUGAUCAAGGAGGUGUAUAAAACCGCCGGAAAACCUUUUCCGUUGAAGGAUUUCUUGUCGACGGUGAGCUUGAACGUGAUCAGCCGCAUGGUUCUCGGGAAGAGGUAUCUGGACGAAGGAAAUGAAAACGCCGUCGUUUCGCCGGAGGAGUUCAAGAAGAUGAUCGACGAGCUUUUCUUGCUGAACGGGGUUUUGAACGUUGGGGAUUUGAUACCGUGGUUAGGGUUCUUGGAUUUGCAGGGGUAUGUGAAGAGGAUGAAGAUUGUUAGCAGGAAGUUUGAUAGGUUUUUGGAGCAUGUUCUUGAUGAGCACGAGGAGCGGAGGAGGGGGAGGAAGACGGCGGCGGAGGAUUGUGGCGGCGGCGGAGAUAUGGUGGAUCUGCUGCUUGAGCUGGCGGAGGACCCCACUUUGGAGGUCAAGUUGGAGAGGCAUGGCGUCAAAGCGUUUACUCAGGAUUUGCUUGCUGGUGGGACCGAGAGCUCGGCAGUGACAGUCGAAUGGGCGAUUUCGGAAAUCUUGAAAAAACCCAAAAUCUUCAUCAAGGCAACAGAAGAACUCGAUCGUGUGAUCGGACAAAAUAAUUGGGUGAAAGAGAAAGACAUAAUUAAUCUCCCUUACAUAGAAGCAAUCAUCAAAGAAACGAUGCGUCUGCACCCCGUCGCACCCAUGCUAGUACCUCGAAUGUCACGAGAAGAUUGCAAGGUGGAUGGAUAUGAUAUUGAAAAGGGGACACAAGUGCUGGUCAACGUGUGGACAAUCGGGCGGGACCCGGCAAUAUGGGUCAACCCGAAUGAGUUCUGGCCCGAGAGGUUUAUUGGGAAAGAUAUUGAUGUGAAGGGGCAGGAUUUUGAGCUGCUGCCAUUCGGGUCGGGUCGGAGGAUGUGUCCGGGUUAUAGUUUGGGCCUGAAAGUGAUCCAAUCCAGUUUGGCUAACCUGUUGCAUGGGUUUAAUUGGAAAUUGCCGGAUAAUAUGAAGCCCGAAGACUUGGAUAUGGAUGAGAUUUUCGGGCUUUCAACUCCCAGAAAGGUCCCACUUGUUACUGUUGUCGGGCCCAGGCUUCCACUCGAGCUCUAUUCCUUGUGAUUUUUAUUGCUAGUUCUUCUUUUCUUUUUUUUUUUCUUUUUUUUUUGUGUGUGUGUGUGUGUGUGUGUGUGUGUGUGUGUGUGUGUGUGUUAUGUUUGUGAUUUAAUGGUUUAUUAAUAAUGUAUUCUUGAAUAAUAAUUAGCAUUUAAUCUUGAAAUAAUAA